AUGAGAAGAAGGCAAGGAGAAGAAGGCAAGGAGAAGAAGGCAAGGAGAAGAAGGCAAGGAGAAGAAGGCAAGGAGAAGAAGGCAAGGAGAAGAAGGCAAGGAGAAGAAGGCAAGGAGAAGAAGGCAAGGAGAAGAAGGCAAGGAGAAGAAGGCAAGGAGAAGAAGGCAAGGAGAAGAAGGCAAGGAGAAGAAGGCAAGGAGAAGAAGGCAAGGAGAAGAAGGCAAGGAGAAGAAGGCAAGGAGAAGAAGGCAAGGAGAAGAAGGCAAGGAGAAGAAGGCAAGGAGAAGAAGGCAAGGAGAAGAAGGCAAGGAGAAGAAGGCAAGGAGAAGAAGGCAAGGAGAAGAAGGCAAGGAGAAGAAGGCAAGGAGAAGAAGGCAAGGAGAAGAAGGCAAGGAGAAGAAGGCAAGGAGAAGAAGGCAAGGAGAAGAAGGCAAGGAGAAGAAGGCAAGGAGAAGAAGGCAAGGAGAAGAAGGCAAGGAGAAGAAGGCAAGGAGAAGAAGGCAAGGAGAAGAAGGCAAGGAGAAGAAGGCAAGGAGAAGAAGGCAAGGAGAAGAAGGCAAGGAGAAGAAGGCAAGGAGAAGAAGGCAAGGAGAAGAAGGCAAGGAGAAGAAGGCAAGGAGAAGAAGGCAAGGAGAAGAAGGCAAGGAGAAGAAGGCAAGGAGAAGAAGGCAAGGAGAAGAAGGCAAGGAGAAGAAGGCAAGGAGAAGAAGGCAAGGAGAAGAAGGCAAGGAGAAGAAGGCAAGGAGAAGAAGGCAAGGAGAAGAAGGCAAGGAGAAGAAGGCAAGGAGAAGAAGGCAGAAGGCAAGGAGAAGAAGGCAAGGAGAAGAAGGCAAGGAGAAGAAGGCAAGGAGAAGAAGGCAAGGAGAAGAAGAGCAAUGAAGCUGAAUUCCAAAGAAAAUGAUGAAAGGUAUGAUCCAUUCAGUUAG
Messenger RNA from Schistocerca nitens (vagrant locust), 927 nucleotides. RefSeq lists its product as uncharacterized. The coding region runs from base 1 to 927 and encodes 308 amino acids. Lineage: Eukaryota; Metazoa; Arthropoda; Insecta; Orthoptera; Acrididae. The transcript has 2 exons. The record is from RefSeq and is a predicted model, not a curated record.